GAGGUAUAUUACCAACAUGGAACUAAAUCAGUGGGCUAAACCAUCUCCGUUGCCACCUGAACUACCCCUUUGUUCUUGUCCACAAUGGAACUACCCCCACGUUACUCACAGCACGGACCAAUCAGCCGAUGCGCAGACAGGAAGUGCCCGCACGUCAUCCAUGGGUUAAAAAGCGCAGCGCGAAAAGACUCUCUCUCUUUUUCCAUGGGUUUGCAGCCCGUCAGGAGAGGCCCAUUUCACGUGAAAUAUCAGAAGAAAGCUGACUGGAAGUAGCUUUCGUUUUCCUGCAUCGAAAGUCACGGAUCGCAGUGUUCCAUCGUGCAUAGCAACAGCGCUGACUGGGAGAUAGAAACCCUUUGAAGCUGACCGCGGAGUUUCGUUCUCCCCUUUUCUUGGACCAAUCGGUUAAGAGGACGCUCUUGCCGAUCACCUCCUAAGAUCACCUCCUAAGAUCACCUCCUGAAAUCCCUUCCUUCCAACUCGUGAGCAGAUCAACCCCUCUGCUGCGGCCCGAGCUGACUGAACUUUCCCGAGGGGCGGACCGGUGGCAGAGAAGCGCUGCCCGACAGAAACCAAGCUGCGGUUGCCGUGGAAACGCCAACCUCCCUCGGACGACGCAUCUCACAAUGGAGAUCUUCUGGGUAAUCGGCUUCCUCCUGGGAUCAACCAUGGGCCAACCAUCCAGUGUAAUAGAGACAGGACCUCCAACCGGCACCGCUCUCCAAGACACACCUGGACUACUUAUCACACACUGUAAACUCCAUACACAACGGGUGUUCGUCCGACUCGAUCCAUGGGACGUGUACCGGAAACACAUUAAACUACCGCCUCAGAUAGGAGAAGGACGACAACAAGGCAGUCAGAUCCAUGACACAGUGAACCAUGCCAAACAUACCACAACCCACAUUCUUAAACAACUCGAAAAGUUUAUGGUGACUGAACAGGAUCUCGUCGGAAGUAAACGCCCGAAAAGAUUUUUAGGCGGACUCAUAGCCUCCGUGGCCGCGGUCGGAUCACUGUUUUCCAUAGGUCUCUCAGCGGCAAAUGCUGUUAGUCUGAAAACAAUUCAAAAGCAUGUACAAGAACUGGACUCUGAGAUGCCAGAAAUCCAGCAAAGGCUCCUCAUACAACAGAAACUACUGAACAUCCAGACAAAAACACUUCAAGGCACAGUAGUCACGGUUAACCUACACUCUGCCCUUAUAAACAACACCAUGCAUGCACUGGAAACACUGACAGAAGUGGUAAAGAAUGAUCUAAUGUACACGCAAGUUGUGAGAGAUUUAAUGCAGGAUCUCAUCCAAGAGGUUGGUGAAUCGGUAAACAGCCUAGCUGAAGGAAGAAUCCCUCCUUACUUAGUCCCUGUGGAACUAGUAGAGAAUGUGCUGAAAUCCGCUGUCACUGGUGCUCUGCAAUCACCGCAAACUCACCUGGCUUAUAGCUUAGGUAGUGCAAUACCAAUCUUUGUAGAUCCCGAUAACUUAGAAAUCGGAUUCAUGUUAAAUCUCCCAAUCAUUGAAAGGGCUAAUGUGUAUAGACUAAAAUCAGUACUAAACGUUGGAUUUUGGAGAGAUAAAACCCACGUCCACCUAAAAACUCCGUCCAUGUUGGCUUUCAACGACGCCAACCCCCAGCUUUAUUUGGUCCCUAACCUAGACUUAUGCACCAAAACUAAAGAAAUCCACUGGGUCUGCCCCAGCAACCCAUUCCUUAGAGAUGUAACAGACCGCCUCUGCGGACUUAGAAACGAAUCCCCAGAACAAAACUGCCAAGCUAAGAUGACUCUAAAGGAUGCAGGAGUAGAAACAAUGAUAGAGCGCGCAGGUAAUAAAUGGCUAGUGAGUACACCAGCUACCGAAGCACUGCUGUCCUACGAACUACACGACACAGUCACUAGAAUUCACCUUCCCAAUCAAACAAUGUUGGUUUCAGUUCCUCAAGGCGCCGUGAUCCACAUUGGUGACAUAGUCUUACACCAUCUCAAUGUCGAGCGAUACGACUCAGAAAUUGAAAUUCUAGAUGUCUUCAAAGGAUAUAACUUCAGUAUUGAUGUCGAAAUUGAAAAACAACUCCUGGCAGCAGGCACUCAGCUAGUUAAAUUUAGCCUCACACCAUCUGAACUACUCUCCACCCCACUUUUCCAUUAUCGUCAAGACAAUGCCUGGCCGAAUACCCACACCAUGUCUAUUCCGAUCAUUGUUUUCAUCUUCGGUUGGGUCAUCACUACGAUAAUGACGUAUAAGGCAUACCAAAAGAUAAAGGUGUUACAGCAUAAAGUCGAGCACCUCACCUAUGUGGCCCCCAGAUUCAUAGCGCCAUAACGUCAAAACAUAGAAAAAAAAAAAAAACGGAAAAUGACGGGCUAUGAAUCACAAGUAG
Molecule: messenger RNA, 2379 nt
Organism: Cyprinodon tularosa
Lineage: Eukaryota; Metazoa; Chordata; Actinopteri; Cyprinodontiformes; Cyprinodontidae
Exons: 2
Coding region: 627-2321 (564 amino acids)
Source: RefSeq, a predicted model, not a curated record